Messenger RNA from Brassica rapa (field mustard), 4949 nucleotides. RefSeq names its product pentatricopeptide repeat-containing protein At3g21470. NCBI's taxonomy places the organism in Eukaryota, Viridiplantae, Streptophyta, Magnoliopsida, Brassicales, Brassicaceae. Gene Ontology annotation, biological process: RNA modification. The record is from RefSeq and is a predicted model, not a curated record. Gene Ontology annotation, molecular function: RNA binding; protein binding.
UUAAGGAAAUAAUGAAGCACAUUAAUAAUGUAUUUAUGGUUAGUUUAAUAAAAAGUUUAUUAUAUAUUUAGAUGGACCAACCUAUUUCUCUAAGCAUUCUAAGAAUCAUUGUAGUGAUGACACAUGGCUACAAAACAAUGUUGUAAUGUUUCUCAAAUAAUAUAUAGGGGAUGAUACAUCUUUCUUAUUUAGACAGAAUCCAACUUUUUUUUUACAGGUUUUAAAUUAACUACAUCCUUUUACAAUAUAGUUAAAUUCACUCUUCUAAUUAUAGAAAAUAAUAUUAUACUACUAAAUGUAUUUUUAACAACACAAUAACAAAUCUUGUGUCUAAACAAUAUAAAACAUUAGGUUCAACCUUUUUAGUAACACUUUAUUUAUGUUCUUUUAAAUUAUUUGAUUUAAAAAUAUUCAUAUAUCCUAUAAAAAGUUGAAAUAAGUAUUAUUAUUUUUGCAGAUUUACAUACUAUAAAAUUAAUUAAAUAUAAAAUUAAUUAAUUAUUUGGAGAUUAUUUUAUUUGUAUUUUCAUAAAUAAAAAUUGCAUUCCUUUAAACUUAAUGAAUAUUAAUUUCUUUUCUUAAAUUAUUUUGAUUUUUAUGAACACAUAAUUAUAUAUGCGAGAUUAUGCUUGGUUUAAGUAGACAUCAAAUAGUUUUAUACAAAUAAAAUGUUAAAAUCAAUAAAUUUAUAUCAAAUAUGUUUUAUGAUUUAAAAUGUAUCAAAUAAAUAUACAUAUCACAAAAUUAAUCAAACAAAUGAUAAAUAUUUUAUUAAAACUUCGUAAUGAAACGGGUUGAAAUAAUUUAAAACAAAAUUAAGUAAUAUUUUAGAUAAUUUUCCUAUUUAAUAUAAACUAGAUCUUGACCUACACUUAGCAAGCGCAAAAUAUUUUAUGAUGAAAAUUUUCAAUAAUAACUUAACAAAUAUUUUGUUAAUUUGUAAAAAAAAAGUGUAAUUAAAAUAUUUUUGCAUUUAAAUCUGUGCUUUUAAGUUAGACCCAGAGAUGCGGUCAAACUGGUUAAUCCGGUGAUCCGAUAAUUCGGUUUAGGCUUUAAAAAAUAUAUUCAUACUUAAAACAUGUAUAUAUUACUAAAACCCGAAACUAACCGACUGAACCGAUGGAUGACCGAUAUGUAAUCCAAUUUUAUUUCAAUUUUUUAUAUUUUCAUAAUUUGUCACCUAAUUUUAAUCUAAAGUUUAAACUUCAGUGUUUUGCGAUUGUAUAAAAUUAUAGUGUCUCUACAAAAUUUUGAUACAGAAAAUGAUAGAUAUAAAAUAAUUAAAAACUAUAAUUGUGUCUUGAUCGUAUUAUUCUUUUUAUAUUGAUUAAUUAAAAUUAAUUAUAUUUUUUUGUUUGUAAUUUGUCUUGUUAAUAAUUUGGUCCAAAUUAUAAUCAGUUUAAAUUUGUUGUUUACAAUUACUGUUAAAGAUUUUUCUUCAGAUAAUAUAUAUUUCAUAAUUUUGUUUGUUACUGUAUUUAUCGUACAAUGUAGUUAUUUACAAUGCAUAUUAUAUAUAUAUAUAUAUACUAUGUAGUGGCUAUUAUAGAAUUAUUAUGUUACUUAAAUAAAUGAAAUAACCAUUAUUUAGAAAAUAUAAAAAUAAUACGUCAAAUUUAAUUGAUUUGUUACUAAUUGAAAUGUUUUUUGUAGUAUCCAAACCUGCAAAAAUAAUUUGUAUUUAUAUUUUUUUUAUAAAUUAUUUAAUUUUUGAUUAUUUAAUUUAUCUAAAUAAGUUGAAAGAAAAUUGUUAAAAGAUUAUUCAAAAAAUGAGAUAUAAUGUUUUAUAUUGUUUUGGACAUAAAAUUAAUUAUAGUAUUGUUUGGAAAUAUAAAUAGUAGUAUAAACCCUUCAGAAACAAUUAUGAACCAUUUAUAGGACUUUGGACUGUUAAGCACCUUUAAGAGUUGCUGUUGAAAAUUGUUAGGACUUCGGAAUGUUAAGCACUGUUAGGACUCUUAAAGGGCGGGUAUAUUUUAUUAUUUUUAUUUUUUGUGAAAUUUAAUUUUUAUAUUUAUGUUUUUGUAAUCAUAUUUGCUUUAUAUUAAUUAAAUAUAAUUUUUGGUAACUAUAUUAAAUAUUUCAAGUUGCAUAACUAUACACUUAAACCAAAUGCAUUUCAUAAAUUAUUUUUAGACUUUAUUCCUAAAAGGUUGUAAUAUUUUAUAUUUUCUUAUUAGUUACUUAACCUAAUUAAUCAAGAAUAUUUGUACCCAAAUACUCUGAUUCGGAAUCGACAUGAAAAUCAAAAUUUCAUACUCUAUUAAACAUGACUUAUAUAUUCGAACGAUUCUUAAAUUGUUAUAUCUGAAAACUAAUAUCAAACUCAUUUCACACCGAAAACCGAACAAUUUUUUUGAAAAAGAUUUGAAAAUUUUAAUUUUUAGUAUAUUCUAUUAAAUAUAUAUAUAUAUAUAUGUGUGUGUGUGUGUGUGUGUAAAUGGGUUAAUAUGAUCUUCACUAACUUUAAAUAAAAUCAUAUUUAAUAAAUAUUUUAAUUAAAUAACUUAUUUAAAAGCCGUUAAACUAAAUGAGUUGAUGAAUGAUAACUUGAUUUGUGAAUAGAGAAAUUGUUGGGAAAAUAGCUUGAUUUGAUGGUAGAUAAAAAAAAUUCAUUCAGCCACCCAUCGUUAAUAAAAAAAUUGUUGAUGGAUGUAACCAUAUUAAAUAUUAAAUUUUUAUUUGAUUCGGUUUCCAAUUAUUUUGUUACAUCCCCCUUAUAACAUUUUUAAAAAGGCAACUGUAAUGAAAUAAAAGUCGAGUUAAAUAACGUGUUACCCGUAACAAUUUGUAUCUAUCAGUUGCCAAAACUAGGGAAGAGUUGUGUUUGGUCACACACCGAUCAUGAAUUUGCGGGACAAUGUUGAUAUAUCCAAUCUUAUAAGGAAACACAUUUCCAAAGGAUCACCAAAACAAGCUCUGCUUCUGUACGAAGCAAUCCGCCGCAAAGGAGUGUUCUUUCCGGGAUGGAUUCCUCUGCUUCUAAAAGCAUGUGCUUGCGUUCCAAACUUUGUUCUCGGGAAGCAACUGCAUUCCGAGUCGAUCAAGUUCGGUAUCCACUCUGACGUCAUGGUGAGAACCUCUCUGAUCAAAAUGUAUAGCCAAAGUGGAUGCAUAGUUUCUGCACGUAACGUGUUCGACGAAAUGCCUGAGAGAAACGUUGCUACUUGGAACGCUAUGAUCGGUGGGUAUAUGUGGAACGGUGACGCGCUCUUGGCCACUAGGUUGUUCGGAGAGAUAAUGGGGAGUGGAAAUGAAGUGACUUGGAUCGAGAUGAUGAAAGGGUACGGGAAGAGAAAGGAGACUGAGAAAGCUAGAGACUUGUUUGAGAGAAUGCCUCUGGAGAUGAAGAGUGUGAAGGCUUGGGCGGUGAUGCUUGGAGGGUACGUUAGUAAUAGAGAGAUGGAGGCUGCUCGGAUGUUCUUUGAGGAGAUACCGGAGAAGAACUCGUUUGUGUGGUCGUUGAUGAUCUCUGGGUAUUUUAGGGUAGGUGAUGUGGAUGAGGCUAGUGGUGUUUUUAACCGUGUUAAGGUUCGUGAUUUGGUGAUUUGGAACAGUUUGAUCACCGGUUAUGCAAAGAAUGGGUACUCUGAUAGUGCUAUUGAUGCUUUUGGUAAGAUGCAAGGAGAAGGGUUUGAACCGGAUGCAGUGACGGUUUCGAGUGUUUUGUCUGCUUGUGCUCAAUCAGGUCGUCUUGAUGUUGGGACAGAAGUUCACUCUCUGAUUAACCAUAUGGGAAUUGAGCUUAAUGAGUUUGUUUCAAACGCAUUGAUCGAUAUGUAUGCUAAGUGUGGGGAUCUAGAGAAUGCCUCAUCCGUGUUUGAGUCGUUAAGUCUGAGAAGUGUUGCUUGUUGGAACUCUAUGAUCUCCUGUCUUGCCUUUCAUGGGAAAGGCAGAGAAGCUUUAGAGAUGUUUCAAACGAUGGAGAGGUUAGACACGAAACCGGAUGAGAUCACGUUUCUAGCGGCUCUCACUGCUUGUGUUCAUGGAGGGUUUAUAGUGGAAGGUCUAAAUAUAUUCUUGGAGAUGAAAACCAAAGAUGUGAAACCGAAUGUGAAGCAUUUUGGAUGUUUGGUUCAUCUCUUGGGACUCUCAGGUAAACUGAAAGAAGCCUACGGAUUGGUAAAAGAAAUGCCUGUGAAACCGAACGAUACAGUUUUGGGAGCUUUACUUGGUGCCUGUAAGGUUCAUAUGAAUACAGAAAUGGCUGAACAGGUGAUGAAGAUAAUCGAUACUGCAGGAAGCAUCACAAACGGUGACAGUGAAAAUCAUCUUGUGUUGAUAUCGAACUUGUACGCACAUGCCGAGAGUUGGCAAACAGCUGAAACAUUGAGAGUGGAAAUGGAGAAAAGGGGUCUUGAGAAAUCCACAGGAUUAAGCUCACUAGUUUUGUCCUGAGUCUACACGACUUAGAUGUUUCAGACGGCAAAGAACUAAAGACACCUGAUGAGUAUGAAACAAGAACAUUAUCCCCGUUGCUUGUAAAAAGGCUAAGAGGGUGACAAGGCUAACAAGAACUCAGGUUCGAAUAGUGAGGGAAGCUGGUGAACAUUGAAGCAGAAGUGGUUGAUAGUUCUUCCAAUAGUUUUGAUUGCAUCGCUGGCAGUCUCUGAGCAUCAAGUUCUCGUUAAAUGCGUUUGAGAUCAAGCUGAUGAGUUCCAGAAAGAUGGUUUCAGCUAAGUGAGAGAAGCAAGUGACAGGUUCAGGUUGCAUUGGCAAGAACAUUGAUUGUAUGUGAUACGUUUUGAAGAACAUUGGCAAGAAGACAAGCCUGAGUCUAUGGAACGUGUUGAAGAAGGCUUCAGAUCGCAUUGUAUUAAGAUUAACGCGAAUUUAAGUCUAUUGUGUAUUUUUCUGUGUAAACUGUUGAUGAAAAUUACAGCUGCAGAGAUCCGACAUGCUCUGUCUGAAUUAUAUAUCUCUUGUAAUAAAAAGACGGUACUUUUCAU